AGCAAAUGUCUCGUUCUGCUUACACACACAAACACACUGACCACGUGCCUUGCUGUCCGUCUGUCUGCCGGUGGACGCGAAAGAGGAGGCGAGGAUCCACUACCUAAACACGGCUGUUGAAGCUCUCACUUGACAGUUCAUCAUGGAUGCUGCAGAGUUUCGGCGCAGAGGCAAAGAGAUGGUUGACUAUGUGGCCGACUACUUGGAGAAUAUAGAAGAACGUCCAGUCUACCCAGAUCUAGAACCAGGAUAUCUCCGUUCUUUAAUCCCCACUGAGGCCCCCAUAGAGCCCGAAAGUUAUGAAGACAUAAUAAAAGAUGUGGAGAGAGUCAUAAUGCCAGGGGUCACCCACUGGCACAGUCCAAACUUCUUUGCUUACUUUGCGGCAGCUUCCUCUUACCCUGCUAUGCUGGCUGACAUGCUGUGUGGAGCUAUUGGCUGCAUUGGAUUUUCCUGGGCUGCCAGCCCAGCCUGCACUGAACUGGAGACAGUGAUGUUAGAUUGGCUUGGGAAGAUGCUGCAACUGCCUGAGAGCUUCAUAGCUGGGACACACGGUCAUGGAGGAGGUGUCAUUCAGGGAACGGCCAGCGAGGCGACACUCAUGUCCUUGCUGGCUGCCCGCUGCAAAGCAAUCAGACGGGUGCAGGCAAUAGAUGCUAAAAAGUCUGAGACUGACAUCCUCUCCAAGCUGGUGGCAUACACCUCUGAGCAAGCUCAUUCCUCAGUGGAGCGAGCUGCUCAGAUUGGGGCAGUAAUGAUGAGGAAGGUUCCUACGGACAACCAGUACGCUGUCAAAGGGGAAAUGCUCAAGAAGAUGGUGGAGGAGGACAAAGCAGCUGGGCUCAUUCCUUUUUAUUUCUGUGCAACCCUUGGAACCACUCCAUCAUGUGCUUUUGAUCACAUCACCGAGCUGGGGCCUCUGUGUAAUAAGGAAAAUAUGUGGAUGCACAUUGAUGCAGCAUAUGCUGGGAGUGCAUUUAUCUGUCCUGAAUUUAGACCUUUAUUGAAUGGAGUUGAGUAUGCAGACUCUUUCAACUUUAAUCCACACAAAUGGCUUUUAGUCAACUUUGACUGCUCUGCAAUGUGGGUGAAGAAGCGAGCAGACAUCAUUGGAGCUUUUAAAAUGGAGCCGCUUUACCUGAAACAUGAAAACCAGGAAUCAGGGCUUGUCACAGAUUACAGGCACUGGCAGAUUCCUCUGGGAAGACGAUUUCGCUCUCUAAAGCUGUGGUUUGUGUUCCGCAUGUAUGGUCUCCAUGGCCUGCAAGCUCAUAUACGAAAGCAAGUGGCCCUGGCCAAGGAGUUUGAGAGUCUGGUGAGAGCAGACAAGAGGUUUGAAAUCUGUGCUGAAGUCAUCAUGGGACUGGUGUGCUUCAGGCUCAAGGGCUCCAAUGAGCUGAACCAGAACUUGCUGAAAAGGAUCACCAAGAACAGAGAAAUCCAUCUGGUGCCCUGUCAGCUCUCUGGUCGCUUUGUCCUGCGGUUCGCCAUCUGUGCACGCACAACUGAGUCACGCCACAUUCAACAAGCGUGGCGACACAUCACACAACUGGCUUUUGAGCUUUUGCAGGAGCACCCUCAUUGACCAAACGUUUGCAUUGUCCACUCUGAUGCUAAAAGGAGAGCUACAGUCUGGACAGCAGUUUGUGAGGUUUGCAGAUAUAAAAUGUCCAUUCGUUCAUACAUUUCAUGAUGAACCCUUCAUCCCAUCUGCUGUAUGUUCCUGGCUGCAGUCCAGUCACUAAGCACUGGUCAAGCAACAAUAUAUUUAGAAAGAUGUAUCUAAAGAGCACAUCACAAGUCUACAAAACCUAACUAAAUCUAAAAGAAAAAAAUGCUGCUCCCAGACAGAACAUUUUAAAUCUGCAACUCCUUCAGUCAUUGUCUUAGCUUCUGUCUGUCACUGUUUGGUGAUGAUGUCAUUGUCCUUAUCAUUGCACACUUAUUUUCCUGCAGGCUUAUCUAAGCUGGUUUCUGUCAAAUAUGUUUUGAGGGUGACUUGAAGGUUUAUUUUGGUUGAAAUUGGUUGAUAUGAUUUUUUCUAGGUUUGUGGUAAACGGUUGCACAUCCUGUGAAUGAAUUCUUGAAUCGGUGCAUGUCAUUAAUAUUUGUAGCUGCUCUUUAAUGUACAGUACUGUAUAUGGUGGUGUUGUGUGGAGCGCUUCACAAAGUUUAUGGUUAAAGAGUUCUAAUAUUGUUUCAAGUCAUCAUAUUUAACACUUUCAUCAGUGAAUUAAUUUAUUCUUGAUCUGAUUAAAACAAUAUUGAAGUUUCAUUGUAGUAACCCAAAGAGGCUAUAUAUUUGUUUGUCACUUUGUUUUUAAAUUGGAGAGUUAUCAUGCAUUCAUAGGUUGUCUUAUGCACCCUCUAAAUUAGAGGGAUGAGAAUAAUAUUAUGCCACUUUAUUGAUAAAAAGGACCAACAAUAGUUUCCUUAUUGAGACUUCUUUUCAAUUCAUAAAAUGCACUGUAUAUCAUUGUAUUUCUAUUUUAAAUUAUAGAUCAAAUUAGUUUAGAUAAAAGAAUAAAAGAUGAAGCCUUAGUUGUGCAUAUUCAUAUCAAUUCACAUGACACUGACUUGGUGGGUGUAUAUUAUGUCUUGUUAAUCAUUGUGAGGAUAGUGAGUGCACUGUAGGAUCGCCUAUAUCUCUGACAAGCCCUUGUCACACACUA
This is a messenger RNA of Melanotaenia boesemani (Boeseman's rainbowfish), 2672 nucleotides long. It is a transcript of the gene ddc, whose product is annotated as dopa decarboxylase. Lineage: Eukaryota; Metazoa; Chordata; Actinopteri; Atheriniformes; Melanotaeniidae. The transcript has 14 exons. The record is from RefSeq and is a predicted model, not a curated record. The coding region runs from base 143 to 1585 and encodes 480 amino acids. Gene Ontology annotation, molecular function: aromatic-L-amino-acid decarboxylase activity; pyridoxal phosphate binding. Gene Ontology annotation, biological process: catecholamine metabolic process; serotonin biosynthetic process; amino acid metabolic process.